Messenger RNA from Pisolithus orientalis, 1011 nucleotides. RefSeq names its product alpha beta-hydrolase. The transcript is spliced from 4 exons. NCBI's taxonomy places the organism in Eukaryota, Fungi, Basidiomycota, Agaricomycetes, Boletales, Pisolithaceae. The record is from RefSeq and is a predicted model, not a curated record. Bases 1 to 1011 code for a protein of 336 amino acids.
AUGAGCUCAGAGUCUCAAUCAGGUCCUAUUCCCCGUAAAACUCCCCACACGCGAGAUUAUUUCUACGUCGGUGGCUCCUACGUGACCGGGUCAGAGGGAUCAGAGAUUGUUCAUGGACAGCUAUACGUCGAACACCUCGCACCGAUUGAAACGACUCGCAGCAUUCCAGUCCUUUUCAUCCAUGGAAAUGGAAUGACAGCUUCGAAUUUCCUGAACACGCCCGAUGGGCGACCAGGAUGGGCGGACCACUUCUUAGCUCAGGGGUACGAGGUUUACCUCGUCGACCAGCCUUGCCGCGGUCGAUCCCCAUGGCAUCCAGGUGUCGACGGGCGUCGGAGCACAAUGAGUGUCUACACGAUCGAAUCUCGGUGCACGGCGACGGCUAAAUAUAAGCUCUGGCCGCAGGCCGCUCUCCACACUCAAUGGCCGGGAUCUGGAACCAAGGGCGAUCCGGUGUUCGAUGCGUUCUACAAAUCGAUUGUGCCGAACCUCGCGUCAUCGGUGGAAGUUUCGGAGCUGGUGAAGGCUGCAGGGACGCAGCUGCUGGAUAGGAUCGGGCCCGUCGUCCUAGCCACUCAUUCGCAAUCCGGUUUUCUGGGCUGGAUACUGGGAGAUGCACGCCCACAUCUAGUCAAAGCCAUAGUUGCCCUUGAGCCAAGUGGACCUCCCUUUCAACAGGCCAUUUUCGCAUCGACUCCGACCCGUGCAUAUGGCAUUACCGACAUCCCCCUCACCUUCGACCCGCCUGUGUUGUCUCCAUCAGAUCUCACACCAGUCACUUUGGAGCGGACACCGCUUUACACCAAUAUCCAGCAGGCACACCCCGCACGACGGCUGGCGCACCUUGCAGUUUUAUGCGGGACUGCUGCGGUAGACGUUACACACGUCCGCCUUGAAGCCCUUGGGAUUCGUGGUAAUGGCCAUAUGAUGUUCAUGGAGCGGAACUCUGCGGAGAUCGCGGAGGUCGUAGAGAAAUGGAUCUCGAAGGUACUACCUACGAACGAGGGUUGA